Molecule: messenger RNA, 10500 nt
Organism: Poeciliopsis prolifica (blackstripe livebearer)
Lineage: Eukaryota; Metazoa; Chordata; Actinopteri; Cyprinodontiformes; Poeciliidae
Product: voltage-dependent T-type calcium channel subunit alpha-1I-like
Exons: 38
Coding region: 726-7610 (2294 amino acids)
Biological process (GO): sodium ion transmembrane transport; positive regulation of calcium ion-dependent exocytosis; calcium ion import
Cellular component (GO): voltage-gated calcium channel complex; plasma membrane; neuron projection
Molecular function (GO): voltage-gated sodium channel activity; low voltage-gated calcium channel activity
Source: RefSeq, a predicted model, not a curated record
CGGAGCGCGAGGAGCGUUUUGGAUUGAAGUUGGUGAUGGAGCGAACGCCAAGAGGCUCGCGAUGAGGAGCCUUUUUCUGGCAUUUUGAUUUGUGUUAUUUCCCCUCUUUUUUUCCCCCUCCUUUUUUUUUACUGUAUUUGCGCCGAUCUGCCGCCUCAAGACGCGUGUUUGAGCUCCUCUAUCUCUGGGGGCGCAGCGCGUCAGCCCUGCGCUGGCCGCGGAUGGAGCUGCCUCGUGUUCAACUUGGAUGCGCCUCUCUCCUUCGGUCUCAUCACUUAAGUUCGCGGCGAUAGCGGUGAACUGAGGGCGGAUGGGGAAGGGAAGGAGGGAACGCGGGGACCGACGUUCAUGGCUUCAAGGCGCGUCGGGGUCCAGUGAUUUGCCCCUUCCUUCUUUCACGGUUACGCAACAAAUUUCACCACCGAAUGACUUAAAACGAGAAGGAAAUCAAUAUCGGGGACUUUUUGAACCCCGAGGACGACUUCGGUUGUGAUUGUGUUCAUUUUUCGCUUUUGUUUUUGAAAGCAAGGCGGUUGGAAUAUCGAGCCUGCUCAUGGGGGAGACGCAGUGUUCGGGCUCUGGAGUUACAGUGAAGAAUUUGGAAAGUGGCGCUCACGUUUGAGGAUUGCCAGGGCGUUUUUUUUUUUGCUUUUUUUUAAACUAUUUUUUUUCUCCUGCACAACUCAGACGUCCAGUUUGAUGUCUGAACAGACUCUUAGGUUGCCAUGAGUGAGGAGGAGGAGGGCCCCGGUGUUGCAGCAUCAGCGUCCACGCAGUCAGCCGCCAGGACGGCACCGGCCGCAGCCAAAGGCAGAGAUGGUGUCGUUUCGUCCUCGCCCCCCUGCAGGCCCUCUCCUCGCUACCGCGUCUGUCCCCAGGAAAAGGAGGCAGAAGAGGAAGAGAAGGGCAUCAUUCGGGAAGAGAGGCUCGAAGAAGAAGAAAAGGAGCUGAAGGUGGUGGAGGAGCGCGAGGACGACGGCGAGGAUGAUGGCGACGGCAGCAGCGACACCAGUGUGCUGGUCGUUCCCUAUCCUGAGCUGGUGCCUGUGGUCUUCUUCUGUCUGAAGCAGACAACCUGCCCACGCAGCCUCUGCAUCCGCAUGGUCUGCAGUCCGUGGUUCGAGCGUGUGAGCAUGAUGGUGAUCCUGCUGAACUGCGUGACUCUGGGGAUGUACCAGCCCUGCGAGAACAUUGACUGCUCCUCAGACCGCUGCCAGAUAUUACAGGCGUUUGAUGCGUUCAUCUACAUCUUCUUUGCCAUGGAGAUGGUCAUAAAGAUGGUCGCUCUGGGAAUCUUCGGACGCCGCUGCUACCUUGGAGACACGUGGAACCGACUGGAUUUCUUCAUCGUCAUGGCAGGGAUGGUUGAAUAUUCCCUGGAUUUGCAGAACAUCAACUUCACAGCUAUCAGGACGGUGAGGGUGCUGCGGCCUCUCAAGGCCAUCAACAGGGUGCCGAGCAUGCGUAUCCUGGUGAACCUGCUGCUCGACACGCUGCCCAUGCUGGGUAACGUGCUCCUCCUCUGCUUCUUCGUUUUCUUCAUCUUCGGCAUCAUCGGGGUGCAGCUGUGGGCGGGGCUGCUCAGGAACCGCUGCUACCCAGAGGAGAACUUCACACUGACCACAGGUAUUGGUCUCCCCAAACCUUACUACAUGGCCGAUGAAGAUGACGAGCGGCCCUUCAUCUGCUCCUUACCCGUCGACAACGGCAUCAUGUCCUGCUCAGACGUCCCAGCCCGCCGUGAAGGAGGCCGGGCUUGUUGUUUGGACAAAGAGGACGUCGUCUACCGUCAGUCCAUUGGACUGAGUCCUGAACCUUUGACCAAUAACACCUUCAGUGUAGCUGGCCUGUGCGUCAACUGGAACCAGUACUAUACUAGAUGUCAUACUGGAAGCAGCAACCCACACAAAGGUGCCAUCAAUUUUGAUAACAUUGCCUAUGCCUGGAUUGUCAUCUUUCAGGUGAUCACUCUGGAGGGUUGGGUGGAGAUCAUGUACUAUGUAAUGGAUGCUCACUCUUUCUACAACUUUAUCUACUUCAUCCUCUUAAUAAUAGUCGGUUCCUUCUUCAUGAUCAACCUGUGCCUUGUGGUCAUCGCAACCCAGUUUUCAGAGACCAAGCAGCGGGAGCACCAGCUAAUGCAGGAGCAGCGAGCUCGGUGCUCGUCCUCUUCGACGUUGGCCAGCGAGCCGGGAGAUUGCUACGAAGAACUCUUCCAGCUGGUCUGCCACUGCCUCCGCAAGGCCAGGAGGCAAACUAUUGCCUUUUUUAACAGUUUGCGAGGUAAACCCCGUGGGUUUCGGGGCGUUGGGCGAGGAAGACGAGGUGGGGACGAGAGGGAGAAGAAGGCCAAUGGAAGGCGAGAACUUGAGAGAAGACUUGUGUCCAGGCCUGGUCAUCCGUGCCCUCAUCAUCAUAAACCAGUCCACGUCUCGUCAGCUGAGCCCGUAGCCCUGACCGCUGCCUCGAAAGUAGACGGUUGUCCUCUGUGUGCUGCAGCACCGGAACUUAAAGACGGAGUGGGAACUGUCUGUGUCGCUGGCGAUGAAACAGAGGAGGAAGCCGUGGACAAAACCGAUAAUGAGGAUAAGCAAAAACAAGGGACCAAAGACGAGGACAAAACCCCCCCGAAAAGAGCAGAGAACCAUACAGGAUGUAGUCCAAAGAAACGAUGCAAAGAACUUUGGCAGGACACGAGGAAGAAGCUGUGGGGCAUUGUAGAGAGCAAGUACUUUAACCGAGGCAUCAUGAUCGCCAUCCUUAUCAACACCAUCAGCAUGGGGAUUGAGCACCACGAGCAGCCGGAGCAGCUCACCAACGUGCUGGAGAUCUGCAACAUUGUUUUCACCAGCAUGUUCUCCAUGGAGAUGAUCCUGAAGCUCACUGCUUUCGGCUCCUUCAACUACUUGAGGAACCCCUACAACGUGUUUGACGGCAUCAUCGUCAUCAUAAGCGUUUGUGAGAUUGUGGGCCAGUCAGACGGCGGCCUGUCGGUGCUCAGGACGUUCCGGCUGCUGCGCGUGCUGAAGCUGGUCAGAUUUAUGCCGGCUCUCAGGAGGCAGCUGGUUGUCCUCAUGAAGACCAUGGACAACGUGGCCACCUUCUGCAUGCUGCUCAUGCUCUUUAUCUUCAUCUUUAGUAUCCUUGGGAUGCACAUCUUUGGUUGUAAAUUUAGUCUGAAGACAGAAACUGGGGAUACAGUCCCAGACAGGAAGAACUUUGACUCCCUGCUCUGGGCUAUCGUCACCGUUUUCCAGAUUCUGACCCAGGAGGAUUGGAACGCCGUGUUGUACAACGGCAUGGCAGCCACCUCACCGAUCGCUGCUCUUUACUUCGUGGCGCUCAUGACCUUUGGAAACUACGUCCUCUUCAAUCUGCUGGUGGCCAUUUUGGUGGAAGGGUUUCAGGCGGAGGGCGAUGCGAAUCGCUCCUACUCCGACGACGACCGCUCGUCCUCCAACUGUGACGAGAGUGAGAAACGAGACUCCAUUAAGCUGUCUGAUCCAAGGAUUUGUACUCUGACACCAAACGGUCACCUGGAGCUCGGGGCCCUGUCGGGCUCCAGGGGGUCCUACUCCUCGGUGAAGGAGUCGAGGAAGAGCAGCUUGAUGAGCUUCGGGCGGAGCAGCCUGGAGAGACGCUCCCUUUCUCUGCGCCAUGGUCGCAGUUCCAACUACCACAACUGGGGGCGACCUUUUCCUCCACAGUCUGGAUGGAGUCGCAGGUCCAGCUCCAACAGCCUUGGUAGGAGGACCUACGGUUUUUGUGGGGCGCCUCCUGUUGGCGGCAGCCUGCGUGUGCGCAGCACCCGCUCCCCAUACUCCUACCACCACGCUUCGGAGCAGGAGUCCCUUCUAUCGCACUCUCUACACUCGCAUCACUCCCAUCAUCCCCUGCCGCCCCCGAUGUUCCUCUCCAGACAUUUCGGAGGAAGACGGGAUCGGCGGGCUCUUUCCCUUGAACUCCCCGAACUGCUUAGGAUGGGCGGACAAGCUCCGGCACCGCCGCCCGUUCAGAUCCCCGACCAUGGGAGAAAGAGUGGAUCCGGGGCGGCAGGCUCACUCACCGGGGGCUCGGGAGCCGGCAGCGGUCUGGGAGCGGACCACCGUGACUGCAACGGCAAGGCUUCGGGUCACCACAACUAUCUGAUGACCGAUAUCUUCCCUCAGGUCAAUGCACGCAAGGACAGAGCAGAUCUAGACGAAGAAACAGACUAUAGUUGGUGCUUCCGUAUCCAGAAGAUGAUGGAGGUUUACAAGCCAGACUGGUGUGAGACUAGAGAGGACUGGUCUGUCUACAUGUUCUCUCCUCAAAACAAAUUCAGGCUUCUCUGUCAGUCCAUCAUUGCCCAUAAGCUCUUUGAUUACGUGGUCCUGGUCUUUAUCUUCCUCAACUGCAUCACAGUGGCUCUGGAGAGGCCUAAGAUACUUCAAGGAAGCCUGGAAAGACUGUUACUCACCCUUUCAAACUACAUCUUUACGGCCAUCUUUGUCGCAGAGAUGACAGUCAAGGUUGUGUCCAUGGGCCUGUACCUGGGAGAGAAGGCAUAUCUGAGGAGCAGCUGGAACAUCCUGGACGGUUUCCUGGUCUUUGUGUCUCUGAUUGAUAUUGUCGUGUCAAUGGCAGGAGGCGCUAAGAUCCUGGGAGUCCUGCGUGUUCUCCGGUUGCUCAGGACGUUACGGCCUCUCAGGGUUAUCAGCAGGGCUCCAGGGCUGAAGCUGGUGGUGGAGACGCUAAUUACUUCCCUCAAACCCAUUGGAAACAUUGUCCUCAUCUGCUGUGCCUUUUUCAUCAUCUUUGGCAUUCUCGGAGUUCAGCUCUUCAAAGGCAAGUUUUACUACUGCGUGGGUUCAGACGUGAAGAACAUCACGAAUAAAACGGACUGCAUCAGAGCCGGUUACCGAUGGGUUCACCACAAGUACAACUUUGACAACCUUGGACAGGCUCUUAUGUCGCUGUUUGUUCUAGCAUCAAAAGACGGCUGGGUUAACAUCAUGUACCAUGGACUGGACGCAGUGGGGAUCGACCAGCAGCCGUUGACCAACAACAAUCCGUGGAUGCUGCUCUACUUCAUCUCGUUCCUCCUGAUUGUCAGCUUCUUUGUCCUCAAUAUGUUCGUGGGCGUGGUGGUGGAGAACUUCCACAAGUGUCGGCAGCACCAGGAAGUGGAGGAGGCGAGGCGCAGGGAGGAAAAGCGCCAGCGUCGCAUGGAAAAGAAGAGGAGAAAAGCCCAGAAACUGCCUUAUUAUUCUUCCUACGGCCGUACCCGGCUGGCCAUCCAUGCUCUGUGUACUAGCCACUACCUGGACCUCGUGAUCACCUUUAUUAUCUGCAUUAACGUCAUCACCAUGUCCCUGGAGCACUACAGCCAGCCACAGUCUCUUGAGACCGCCCUGAAGUACUGCAACUACUUCUUCACCUCCACCUUUGUCAUCGAAGCGUCUCUCAAGCUAGUAGCCUUCGGCUUCCGCCGCUUUUUCAAGGACAGGUGGAAUCAGCUGGACUUGGCUAUAGUUCUGCUGUCUGUGAUGGGCAUCACUCUGGAGGAGAUCGAGAUCAACGCCUCCCUUCCCAUCAAUCCCACCAUCAUCAGGAUCAUGAGGGUGCUCCGGAUAGCCCGAGUGCUGAAAUUACUGAAAAUGGCAACCGGCAUGAGGGCCCUGCUGGACACAGUGGUCCAGGCUCUUCCUCAGGUGGGAAAUCUAGGCUUGCUCUUCAUGUUGCUGUUUUUCAUCUACGCUGCUCUUGGAGUGGAACUUUUUGGCGAGCUCGUGUGUAACGCCGACUACCCUUGUGAGGGAAUGAGCCGCCACGCCACAUUUGAAAACUUUGGAAUGGCUUUUCUUACACUCUUCCAAGUAUCAACAGGUGACAACUGGAAUGGCAUCAUGAAGGACACUCUGAGGGAGUGCCCACAACAUCUCCCAGGCACUGACUAUGGCUGCCACGCCGGGCUGCAGUUCAUCUCCCCGCUGUACUUCGUGUCUUUCGUGCUCACGGCUCAGUUUGUCCUGAUAAACGUGGUCGUCGCCGUGCUUAUGAAGCACUUGGACGACUCCAACAAGGAGGCGCAGGAGGACGCGGAAAUGGACGCGGAAAUCGAACUGGAGCUGGCUCAGGGGGGCCUCUGCUGCAUGAUGGGAAACAUCGGCGCCAUCGCGGGGGCGACAGGCGGGGCCGCAGCAGGGGCAGGUAUGGGCGGAGUGGCGGCGGGGACGGUCGGGGGUCUGGGCAGCGGAGUAACGGCGCCACUUCAAGACGAAGCAGGAGGAGGAGGCGGAAGCGGCUUGGCUCACGACGGACACGCCCACCCGCGAUGUCGGCUCUACUCGCCAUCUCAAGAGAGCCAGUGGCUGGACAGUGUGUCUUUGCUGAUUAAGGACUCAUUGGAAGGGGACAUGAUUGACAACCUCUCUGGGUCCGUUUUUCACCACUACUGCUCUUCUCCCGUCUGCAAGAACUGCAAGAGUCACCCGCAAGAGAUCCGACUGGCAGAGGUGGAGCAGGCAUCACUGAUGUCAGAACAGCUGUCAGACAAAUCCUCAUCUCCAGCGUUACCCGAUGACCUCAGCCUGGAUGAACACAGCAGCUACCAGCUGCUUGUCAGAGACAGUCAGAGGGACAGCAGUGACUCCCACAGCUCAGAGGAGUUGCUCAUGCAGGGAGGCUGCAGGAGACCUUACCCCUCUAGUUCAGAAAGCGAAGAGUUCCUCCACCCACCUCUUAAUCCUCCUUCUCUGGAGCAGCACACCUCAGCACAUGAAAAAGAAGGCGAUGAAAACACACACAGUGGGGCUGCUGAUGUGGCUUCACCCAUGUUUCAGCUCCCAGCAGACUUUUUCCACCCAGCCGCCGCAGCGCGCUCAGUCGGUCACGGGGACAGCAUGAGGCCGAGGGACAUGGACCCGUCCCGGCUGGCGUCCCCCGCCUCCUGGGCCUCUCUUCGGUCUCCCGGAGCCAACAGCAGGCCUUUCAGCUCCCGGCAUCCAGCGCACAGCGACUCGUCCUUGGCCACGGGCAGUUCAGAUGGCAGCCUGCAGGCCGCGCCGGAUGAAGGGCUCGGCUUUGGCGUGUGCCCACCUCGACAUCUGGAUCUCCCCGUGCCCGUCCUCCGCCCUGUCCCCGCCGUUGCCUUGCGCCCUAAUGAACAGCCCUCAGGGGACUGGGGGCAGCCACCGCUGAGCGGACGGGGUUCUGCCACUCGGAGGAAACAGAGGAGCCACAGCAGCAGCGGCCCCGGCUGCCCCCAACAGGACUGCGUGGACCCUUCAGAUGAAGAGGCGGGCACAGGGACGGGAAGGGACGGCUGCCACCAGGCCCUCGGCAGCGAACACGUCUCAGAAACGCUCAACAGUCUGUCGCUCACGUCGCUGCUCGCCCCGGGCUCUCUGGCACCCACGGCGAUGAAGAAAUGCAACAGCACGGGAUCGAUAGACCGCUCAAACCUGUCCGCCCGAGGUAAAGACGGGCGACACAUGCGCGCCGCAGAUCCCCCCGGAUUCUCGUCUGCUCCUUGUAUUGAGGGGAGGGGAAAAGCGCCGCUGGAGGACAGUAACGCGACGAAGAGCGGCGCUCGGCAUGUCAACACAAGCGGCAGGAAGAAAAGAUGAAACGCACGUUGAUCUUCUGCCGCAGAACAGUGAAAUCCUCUGCGUUUUUGGUGUUUGAACGUAGCAGGAGGAGACUCCUCAACGCGUGUCCUUCGUUCAGUGCUCUGUUGUACUCUGUUGGGAUCAGUCAGUUCUUUAAAAGAUGCCUAAUUCUUUCCUUUUUGCACAGGAGAUGGUUACUUUCUGACAGGUUUUAGCAGUAAUUACCAGUCGAUUCACUUUUUUGUCUUUUUUUUGUUUUGUUUUGGCAUAGCCAGGACUUGGCUUUGAACUUUGUCAGUCUUGGGGCUUUCAUGAAAGAAGCAUUCAGCGAGCACAGGCCUGAAGUUGCAGUGAUUACUAUGAUGACAUUCAAUUACAGGAGACGGGGCUCCAUUGACCCCGUGUGCCCAGAGCCUUUGUGCAAAAACAAAACAGUCUUGCGUGACUGCAGACGACCUGUGGAGCUCCUUUUUGAGGAAACACUGAACUUUGUACAGCUAGUCUUUUAUUUUUUAAUAUCCACCGAUAACAGUAGCAUCCCCUUUUUUCCAAUCUUUGGUGAAUUUCAUAGAGUAAGACAGACUGUGUAUUUUUUAUUUUUUAGGCUAUUAUUAUUAUUUGUUCAUUUAUUAAUUUUGAAGACACACCGACCGGCCUCCGUUUGUGGGACAGAAAUACAAAGGAGUCUGACUUGAAGAAGAGACUCUUGUUGAAAAGAAUCCAUGAAUGCUGCUGAGAUUUAAAGUGAGGAGUAGGUGGGAGCAAUGUUCACUUUAACAAAGGGAACCAUUUUUACUUUUCAAGUGCAUAUGAAGGGCUAUAAUGUACUGAGGGCAAACCUGGGCUAAAUACUACGGUUAUUAUUCAGUUUUGCGAGAAAAUAUUAUCAAGGCACCUCCAUUGACCUGAAAGACCUCACGACUUUAGACCUGGAAAAUGUUGGCAAUAGUUGUUUCCAUACUAAAUGUUUUAAACCUCCAAAAUAUAUUUAAAAACAGUACGUAACCAUAGAAGUGAGAUCAUCAUUUUAUAUCAGAACAAUGGAUACUUUCACCAUCCCUGCAACAAGACAGUAGGUCCUUGUCAUCUGUUGGGGCAAGUCUUUGGAUAGGUUUAAAGGGAUCUGGUUUAAUCCGGUCUGACCAACUGAGCUGAAGCACAGCCUUCAUUAUCACUGUUUUCUUUGUUUUGGGGGAUUUUCUCCAUGGUUUCUCUUGCGAGUCUUAAUUGGCAGGGUGCUCAACAGUUUGGACCUUUGCUCUUUCGUACUUUUGCAGUUCGUUUGUUUUGUACGUCGCUUUGGGCGCAUUGUUGGUACCCAACUGUCCAUCAAGUCAUAGCAGCCUUAGGGAAUUUUCAUACCCGCAUCGGUAAGAAGGGAGUCCAGAUCAUUUUUGCUAACUCAUCGUCUACUGCAAAGAAAAGAAGUUGUGAUUUCAGCUGAGAGAACGAAUUGCGAUAGAGGCAAACUGAUCCAAAUUUUUGUUGUUUGUCUUAUUUUUUAGCAGGGCUAAUAUCUAGCUCAUUGGCUUGGAGAUGCCGUCGAUUCUUUGAGUUCCAAAGACACAUAUCUAACAAAAAUGAGUUCUGAAACGGUCGUCCUAAAGUUCUAUAUUACUGAUCCAAUCCAAACAGAACAUAAAGAGACCUCUGGCACGAGACUUAAACUUGCAGCAUGUAACAUUAUGGUAUGAGGCAGAUGACAUGCCUGUCUCAUAAAAAAAAAAAAAAUUGAGCUGUCAUUCACCCUCGUCCACACGCCGCUCAUGCACUUUCCAUCGCAGGCGUGGUCACUUCCGCGUUUUCCGUUUCCCUAAUAGAACAGUAACUUGUUUCUCUGCUGUUACCACAUUCAACAGCAUGUAAAUGAAGAUGACUGACGGCACGAAGUCCCUUCCCUUCACUCUGAUUGGUUGUUUUUGACCGGGAGCGGCACGUUCUUCAAACGGUGACAGUAGCUCAGGGACGAGGCGGAGGAGCCCCAUUUUGUCACACAUUAUCUGUCUCGUACCAUACUGUGACAGCAUGGUGACGGUGUUAAUAAAUAUUUAUUUUUUAAAAAGCACAGGUUUGGAUUCUUUUGACGAAGACUGCAGCCUCUUUACGCAGUCGGCCGCAUAGAUUUCCUUUACAAUCUAUGCGGUCGAGUCAGUUUUUCAAAAGUGAGCCCAAAAGUUAUUUGACCCAGGUCUGCUUGAGUGUAGCACGUCUUUAGAAAACAGCAAAGCAAGCAAUGUUGGUUAAAUUGAUGUUGUAUGUUUAUAUUUGAGCACUUGUGUCAACUAAAAGUGAUUACAAAUCGUUUAAUACAUGUCACAGUCCAUGAAUAUCCAACCAGAUACACCUCAGGUGGACAAAUGCACACACACAAAAAAAAAUCAUACCAUCGCAAAUAUCAAACGCCUUCAUACCAAGAUGUUGAUGUCGACACUGCAGGAUUUCUUUGUGCUUGUUUCAGACAAGAGAGAGGAAGCCUCGGUGUUUAUGAUCGCUGCUUUGUCUUCAUCCCCUUCGUUAAGCUAACCCAAUCGCAUUACCUCCCUUCUGCGAGGAAGUCGGCGAAUUAAAUGACUACCCCACCUCUACUUCAGAUAUGCAAUAUAUGCUGCGACGUGAUGAUGUACAGCUCGACGUGUGAGACUCAUAGAGACAGGCAAUAUGAAGAGAGGAGAUUGUAAUUUAUGAAUUUAUGUACUGGAAUAAAAUGUCACCAUCAUUCAAAAAGGUCACCGAAAGGAAGAUUGUGUAUUAAUGUAUUCUGAAUUGUGUGUUGUUGCCUUUCGCCGCCAUCUCGACCCAGUUUUAGUUGACCAAAAUGCAUGUUUUGUUUUCUUUCUUCCUUCCCCUUUUCUUUUUCUUUUAGUUUUCUUAAAUGUCAAACUUGUGUCAUAAAAAAAAAUGGAAUAGC